Molecule: messenger RNA, 1755 nt
Organism: Panonychus citri (citrus red mite)
Lineage: Eukaryota; Metazoa; Arthropoda; Arachnida; Trombidiformes; Tetranychidae
Gene: Trmt61
Product: tRNA (adenine(58)-N(1))-methyltransferase catalytic subunit TRMT61A-like
Exons: 3
Coding region: 111-986 (291 amino acids)
Biological process (GO): tRNA methylation
Cellular component (GO): nucleus; tRNA (m1A) methyltransferase complex
Source: RefSeq, a predicted model, not a curated record
UAUUCAAGAAAUUGUUGUUUUUGAUUUUGUGUUGAUUAAUUGAUUAGCUUUUUUAAUUUAGUUCUAUUAAUAUUUAUUGUUUUUUAUUUUAUUUUUAUAAAUUGAUAUUCAUGGAUAAAAGUGGAUCUCGUUGUAUUGCUGCUGGAGAUCAUUUGUUUAUCUUUAUACAUGCUAAACAAAUGUAUCCAUUGAAAGUGGUAAUUGGUGAAACUUUUCAAACAAAAUUUGGACCAAUUAAACAUAGCGAUUUAAUUGGAUUACGUUAUGGGACAAAAUUAACUCUUUCAAAGGGUUGGGUUUAUGUUUUACAAUUUACACCAGAGCUUUGGACAUUAAAUUUACCUCAUCGGACUCAAAUAUUGUACUCGACCGACAUCAGUAUGAUCACUUGUUACCUUAAUCUAAAACCGGGAUCAGUGGUCAUUGAAUCUGGAACUGGAUCAGGAAGUUUAUCCCAUGCAAUCAUGAGAACCAUAGCACCAAAUGGUUACCUUUAUACCUUUGAUUUUCACUUGGCCCGUGCUGAUGAGGCGAGAAAAGAGUUUCAUGAUCAUGGUUUGUCCAAAUUAGUUACCGUCGAGAAUCGUGAUGUUUGUUCAAAUGGUUUCGGUCAUCAAGGAAUCGCCGAUGCCCUUUUCCUUGACCUUCCCCGUCCAUGGGAUGCGAUACCUUUUGCCCAUGAAGCCAUGAAGUCUAACGGUUCACGGAUAUGCUGCUUUUCCCCAUGUAUUGAGCAAGUUCAAAAAACUAUUCAAGCCCUGGAGUCAUUUUGUUUUGUUGAUAUCGAAACAAUUGAAUUAGUUUUACGUCCUUAUGAAGUUAAAACAGUUAAAUUGGAUAAGUUUAAUUUCACUUUAGACCAAGAUAAAGAUAAAAGCUCUUCGAGUAAAAAUGAUGAUGGUGCCAUCGUAAGCUCAUCAGAAAGAAAGAGACUGACCAAGAAGAAGGCGAUUCUUCAAGAGUGGACAUUCAAGAGGGAGAUUUAGCAAUUGAAGUAGAAGUGGACACUAAAAAUUGUAGGAAAAAAGGUGAAAUGUUGAAAAGAUUAGCUGAUUGUACAGUUAUUCCAACAAUUCAAAUAGCUGGACAUACAGGAUUCCUUACAUUUGGUACCAAAAUUUAACAUUUUAACUGAUUGACCGUUAAUCAAAUGUUUGGGAGGUAUUAUCUCUUAUGAACAACAAUAUUUUGAUAUAAAACAGACCGAAAAUGCUGGUGGUUUCUCUCUAUCCGUUUGUUUGGUCCUUCUAAUUGCCAAUAUUCUUCGUAUCUUCCUUUGGUUUGGUAAACAAUUUGAAGGUCGAUUCACCGUUUCCGGGAUUUGAUCCAAAUCACUUUUGUAAUUGGAACGAGUUUUUUUCUUAUUUUGAAUUUGUUACCUCUUUUACUGUGAUAAUGGGACUUUUAAUUUACACGACGAUAUUGUAUCCAACCUGACAACGACCUGUAAAUACUGAAAAGAUAAUCAAUUUUAUUCACAAACAAACGAGUUGAUUGUUAACUCUUCAUCUCUUGACGUUGCAAUUAAUUUUAACUCUCCAACUUGAUGAUAUUGAACAACAAAAAAUAAUAUUAGUAAAAGUCAAUGUACAUUAUACAAGUGACAUUAUUUUGUGAUCAUUAACGAGUUUGAAAUCUCAAAAUGAAUUAACACUCAUUAAUCAUUUACUCUCUUGAUUGUUUGUAAUAUUAUGUUAACAGUAAGUAAUAAACAUGUAGGAGUUAAUCUUGAUUCCAGAAAUGUUCAUUAGUAAA